AGGCGCUGAGCAAUGCCACAACCAAGUUUCUGCAGCUUGAAGACUUUCGGUGGACUAUAGGCUCAAUACAAGCCCGUGCGUUCAAAGAGCGCGCACACACCACUUCUCUAUUGCGAUUUUCUCUUUGAACACUCCACAGCAAAACAAUCCAUCAGUGGACUUUAAAGAAAACACAUUAUUCUGGAGGGCUGCUAUCACCAUGAGCGCCGGACAGACGUACGAGAAGAAGAUUGCGAGUAUUUUGACCGAUCUUCCCGGAUCUAUGAGUUGCCACCCGAGCUCCAAGGACUCUCCUACGCUCCCCGAGUCUUCGGUGACGGACAUGGGCUACUACAGCGGACAGACGGCCCAUCACGAAUACUAUCAGAGUCAGCCGUACGGACAGCCCAUGAACUCUUACCACCACCAGUUUAAUCUGAACGGAAUGGGAGCCGCUGGAGCGUACGCCACCAAAUCUGAAUACCCCUACACGAAUAGCUACAGACAGUACGGACAUUACAACAGAGAUCACCUCCAGGCCUCGCCGCCGGGCUCAGUGAAAGAAGAGCCAGAGCCUGAGGUGCGCAUGGUGAACGGAAAGCCGAAAAAGAUUCGCAAGCCGAGGACGAUCUACUCCAGCUACCAACUCGCUGCUCUCCAACGGCGCUUCCAGAAAGCGCAGUACCUCGCCCUGCCCGAGAGAGCGGAGCUUGCGGCACAGCUCGGCCUCACUCAGACACAGGUCAAGAUCUGGUUCCAGAACAGGAGAUCUAAAUUCAAGAAGCUGUACAAAAAUGGCGAGGUUCCCCUGGAGCACAGUCCCAACGCCAGCGACUCCAUGGCCUGCAACUCCCCGCCCUCCCCAGCAGUCUGGGAGAACAGCACCCCUCAGAACACCCCGAUCAGCAGACCUCAAGUGCCGCAGCCGACGCACAGCUCUUCGCCGCCUUAUCUGGAGGAUUAUAACAACCACUGGUACCAACAGGGUUCACACCUACAGCACCCGGGGACCGUGCACCACACAGUCCCACAGCAAAGCGUGGGAGCUGUUUAUUAACAGACUCCAGAACAGAUUCGUCUAAUCUGUUGUUUAUCUCAAACGAGGUCUCUCCACAAUGACUCUGCAGAGCAAAUGUUGACUGGACCGGGAGCAGGCCUGAAAUGAAACGUCUGUCGUUUUUGUUUUUGGAUGAACAAGAAUGUUCCAGAAAUGGGGUUCCAUACGCAAAGCACAUGAGGGAUGUCGAAUCACUUUUGGCAGCAUAUUUAAAGGACAUCUGGCGUGUUUUUUUUCCCUGUUCUUUUAAAUUAUUUAUCGCUUCUGUUGUAUUUCCUUAACUCCUUUUGUAAAUGAAAAUGCAAAGUUUUUUUUUUUUUUUUUUUUUUUUUUUUUUUUUUUUCAAGAAAACAAGUCGCCUAACCACAAACCGAAUAAUGACAAGAAAAACUGUGCGGGUGAUCCAUGCUACAUUCAAAUCAUGCAUGUGGGUUUGCCCUUACAAAAAACUCAGGUCAUAUAUUUAUAUAGAUUUGUUUAAAAAAAGACAAAAAAAAAAAAACAAAAACUGUCGAAGGCUGUAAAUAUGUGUUUAUAUGCAGAACCACUAUGAUCAUUUGUCUGAACGACUGCACUGUGGUGCUCUCAAAACCCCUUUUUAUAUUCAUGUAAUUAGUCCACUUGUUGCCUUCCUGUCAACUGAAUAAAGGUGUUAAUUGCA
Messenger RNA from Mugil cephalus (flathead mullet), 1697 nucleotides. RefSeq names its product distal-less homeobox 3b (gene dlx3b). Gene Ontology annotation, biological process: regulation of transcription by RNA polymerase II; embryo development; epithelial cell differentiation. The record is from RefSeq and is a predicted model, not a curated record. Gene Ontology annotation, molecular function: DNA-binding transcription factor activity, RNA polymerase II-specific; RNA polymerase II cis-regulatory region sequence-specific DNA binding. Lineage: Eukaryota; Metazoa; Chordata; Actinopteri; Mugiliformes; Mugilidae. The transcript is spliced from 3 exons. Bases 200 to 1036 code for a protein of 278 amino acids.